Messenger RNA from Plasmopara halstedii, 732 nucleotides. RefSeq names its product FMN-binding split barrel. The transcript is spliced from 5 exons. Bases 1 to 732 code for a protein of 243 amino acids. Lineage: Eukaryota; Oomycota; Peronosporomycetes; Peronosporales; Peronosporaceae. The record is from RefSeq and is a predicted model, not a curated record.
AUGAUGAAGAAUUUCUGCGAGCGUCUUACCAUGCUUUUAAUCGCUUUAAUUACUUUCAAUCCAUCUUUCCAUGUCAUUGCUCGUCGAAAUGCUGCAAUUUUUCGUGGUAAUACGCUCACGGAGACGGAAGUAUUCUACCGAGGAACAAGCGCAGCGCAGCAUGCGCGAAUGUUAGUGCAUAAUAAUGUAUGGGCAACUUUGUCGACCUUUUCGGUCGAAUUUCAAGGAAUUCCAUUCGGUCAUACAGUCUCUUACAGCGGUGAGGAUAUAAUAGAAACAUUUUUUAACUAUGUUGAUCUAAAUGAGAUACUUACGAGUAGACGGAGAGGGUUACUGGAAAGAAGCAUCAACAGGUCAACUGUUCUUCUAUCUUACACCGAUGGAUUCUACUGGCAAGCAAAGAUUUUUUUAAUGGUUUGUUAUGGAAUCAUUGCAAGUAAUUGUUAUUCUUAUAAUGCAGGUGAUGAUUUAAGCGUCAAUUCGACGGCAUCAGUGUCAAUUUCAAAGGCACAAGAGGGAAAAAAUGCAUGCAUUUUAGACGUGGAAGAUCCGACAUGCUGGAAAAUAACAUUACUUGGUACAGUUGAGCCAGUGCCUGCUAAUCAGCGCCAUUACGCCGAGAAAGUGUUGUUUUCCAAACACCCGGACAUGAAGCACUGGCCUAAUAAUCACAGAUUCUGGCCUAGACGAGUACUAUCAGGUCAAGUUAUAGAAUCUCUAACAAGAAGUUAA